Messenger RNA from Chrysochloris asiatica (Cape golden mole), 2473 nucleotides. It is a transcript of the gene POLR3E, whose product is annotated as polymerase (RNA) III (DNA directed) polypeptide E (80kD). The record is from RefSeq and is a predicted model, not a curated record. NCBI's taxonomy places the organism in Eukaryota, Metazoa, Chordata, Mammalia, Afrosoricida, Chrysochloridae. The transcript is spliced from 20 exons. Gene Ontology annotation, biological process: DNA-templated transcription. Gene Ontology annotation, cellular component: RNA polymerase III complex; nucleus. The coding region runs from base 24 to 2144 and encodes 706 amino acids.
UACACAGCUGGCUCGCCCCUAGUAUGGCCAAUGAAGAGGAUGACCCAGUUGUACAGGAGAUCGACGUGUACUUGGCCAAAAGUCUUGCAGAGAAGCUCUACCUGUUCCAGUACCCCGUGCGCCCAGCCUCGAUGCCCUACAAUGACAUUCCCCACCUCUCAGCCAAGAUCAAGCCUAAGCAACAGAAGGUAGAGCUUGAGAUGGCCAUCGACACCCUGAAUCCCAACUAUUGCCGCAGCAAAGGGGAGCAGAUAGCGCUGAAUGUGGAUGGCACCUGCACUGACGAGAGCAGCACCUAUUCCUCGAAGCUGAUGGACAAGCAGACAUUUUGCUCAUCCCAGACCACCAGUAACACAGCCCGCUAUGCGGCUGCACUCUACAGGAAAGGUGAGCUCCACCUGACACCUUUACAUGGCAUCCUGCAGUUACGACCCAGCUUCUCGUACCUGGACAAAGCUGACGCCAAACACCGAGAGAGGGAGGCAGCCAAUGAGGCUGGAGACUCUUCACAGGAUGAGGCUGAAGAAGAUGUUAAGCAGAUUACGGUGCGGUUCUCCCGGCCUGAGUCAGAGCAGGCCCGCCAGCGCCGAGUUCAGUCCUACGAGUUCCUCCAGAAGAAGCAUGCUGAGGAGCCCUGGGUGCACCUGCACUAUUAUGGCCUCAGGGAUAGCCGUUCUGAGUACGAGCGCCAGUACCUGCUGUGCCAGGGCUCCGGCGGGGUUGAGAACACGGAGCUCAUCAAGUCACCCAGUGAGUACCUCAUGAUGCUGAUGCCACCCAGCCAGGAGGAGAAGAAAGACGAGCCUGUGGCCCCCAGCAAUGUCCUGUCCAUGACCCAGCUUCGCACCCUGCCCCUGGCCGAUCAGAUCAAGAUCCUGAUGAAGAAUGUGAAGGUCAUGCCUUUUGCCAACUUGAUGAGCCUACUAGGCCCCUCUGUCGAUCCUGUGGCUGUUCUGCGUGGCAUCCAGAAGGUGGCGAUGUUAGUCCAAGGAAACUGGGUGGUGAAGAGUGACAUCCUGUAUCCCAGAGACUCGUCCAGCCCUCACAGUGGUGUGCCUGCUGAGGUGCUCUGCCGGGGCCGAGACUUUGUGAUGUGGAAGUUCACGCAGAGUCGUUGGGUGGUGAGGAAAGAGGUGGCAGUAGUGACCAAACUUUGUGCAGAGGAUGUGAAGGACUUUCUGGAGCACAUGGCUGUGGUGAGGAUCAAUAAAGGCUGGGAGUUCAUCCUGCCAUACGAUGGCGAGUUCAUCAAGAAGCAUCCGGAUGUGGUUCAGCGGCAGCACAUGUUGUGGACGGGCAUCCAGGCCAAAUUAGAAAAAGUCUAUAAUCUUGUCAAGGAAACCAUGCCAAAGAAGCUGGAUGGAAAAUCAGUGCCUACAGGGCUGGUCUCUGGGGAUCAGCGGGUCCAGGCCGCCAGAACCCAGGUGCAACAGAACUAUGCGCUGCUGACCCGCGAGCUACAGCGCAGGAAGGAGCAGCUGCAGGACCUCGCCCUCCUGCCUGCCGUGCACGUCAAGCAAGAGCCCAUGAGUGACGAGGAUGAGGACAAUGAGCCUGAGGAGGAGCCUAUGGACACCACACCCAGCAGUGGCCCCAACAGCAGUAUGGCCAAUGGGCUGCCUGCUGGGCGGGCAGCGGGAGGCGACAGCUUCAACGGGCACCCGUCCCCAGGCGGUGGCCACAGCCCUGUAGCCCGGGAACUGAGGGCCUUUGUGGAGGCCACCUUCCAGAAACAGUUUGUGCUCACACUGAGCGAACUCAAGCGCCUCUUUAACAUGCACUUGGCCAGCCUGCCGCCUGGCCACACACUCUUCAGUGGCAUCUCAGACCGCAUGCUGCAGGACACGGUGCUGGCCGCCGGCUGCAAACAGAUACUGGUGCCUUUUCCCCCCCAGACUGCUGCUUCCCCCGAUGAACAGAAGGUGUUUGCCCUCUGGGAGUCUGGAGAGAGGAGCGAUCAGCACCGACAGGUUUUACUUGAAAUAUUUUCCAAAAACUACCGGGUCCGCCGGAACAUGAUCCAGUCUCGGUUGACUCAAGAGUGUGGAGAAGAUCUAAGUAAACAGGAAGUGGAUAAAGUGCUAAAGGACUGCUGUGUAAGCUAUGGUGGCAUGUGGUACCUUAAAGGGACAGUACAGUCUUGACCAUAAUAGUAAACCACCAGCCCCAAUGAAUCGGAGCCCAAGGAAGGACCACAGAGCCAGCAGAGGGAGAAGUGGAGUCUCGACUCUGGCUUCCAGAAGAAACACUGGGUGAGAGGGACUGACAUGACGCCGCCUGGGCACUGCACUGUCUGACUGACGGGGUGGUCUGUCCUUCUCAGCGGACUGCAGGGUCUGUGUAAGGUACUCACUCCCAGAAGAGAACCAGCCGGGACCUUCUUUGCAGUACAGUUUGAAAUUCCUGAUGUAUUUUGCUUUUUAUUUGGUUCAUUCUCACAAUAAAGAGAGUGUAUAAUGACACCGGCAGGAUG